Molecule: messenger RNA, 765 nt
Organism: Pieris rapae (cabbage white)
Lineage: Eukaryota; Metazoa; Arthropoda; Insecta; Lepidoptera; Pieridae
Exons: 2
Coding region: 84-512 (142 amino acids)
Source: RefSeq, a predicted model, not a curated record
AAUCUGAGUCAUUUUGUCUUUUUCAUUCAUCCGCAUAAGUUGUUCGUGCUAAAACAUUUAGUUUUUGCAAUUUACAUUUGAAUAUGUCUAUCUAUAACAAAGAAUUUAUUAACGUUGAUGAAGUUUACCAAUUGGAUCUCAAUAUGCAGAACAAGAAGAAAGAACUACUUAGAAUGUUGGAUGAAUAUGAGCUGGAGCAGUGUAUUGUGUGCUAUCGGCUCAGAUGUUCCUGCCAUUCUAAAUACCAGCCGAUCCAACAUAUAAGGCCCACUAAAGACGACCACCAGGCCUGGGUAAUGGCCAGUACUCGUAGAGAAGAAGCCGACAAAGAAAAAAAGGUUCUGCAAGUGAAGCAGAACCUUGUCAACAGCAACAGCUGUAGUGAGGAAGCUAUAGAUGCCUUUUUCAAAGCGUUCAAAAUGUCUUCCAAUAUAUCUGUGACGUACCUGUCAAUUAGACUCGCGGAUGCAUACUCACAAAUAAAAAAAAAACAAGAGUAUCGUUACUUCUAAUUUCAUACAAUGCAUAACUGUUGGCUAGUGUUACGGACUGUGAUAAUGUGAUAUUUUGAUACUGGGAAUUGUAAUAAUAUGAGAUUAAUAAAGCUAUUAGCUAUUUAUAAGAGGUAAGUAUUAAUUAACUUGUUUAUAAUGUGUGCCAUUUAAAAAUUGUAUCAAGACUGAGAAAGCCCGGAUACUUAAUAUUGCGGCUAUUUUAUUAAGGUAAACGGUUAUUAAAAAUCCAUUGACUGAAUAUUUUCUUCAA